GAAUUGUAUUUUCAUUUAAAAUUUCGUUGUGUGUACGUGAAAACAGUUGAUCAAUACAGCGCGUUACGACGGACGCGGGUAUCCACAAGCUAUUUUGCGUGUUGUAUGAAUACUUUUUCUCUAUAUAGACCGAAACUAUUUCAUUAAAGCGUGCUUUGGUUAUUUUAUUUUUUUUGUUUUGAUUUCAUUUCAAACAGAAAAAAAGGCGAAAAAAUAAGAAAUACUCUUACGUAUGAGUUUAUGAAAGUAUCGGUAUUUGUUUUUGCAAAGUUCUAUAAGUGAAUAAUGGAAAAAAUUCGUAAAAUAAGAAGAAAUGUUAAAAGUAUGUGUUAAGGAAAAUUCUAACUAUCGAUUUGUGCAUACUAAAGAGUGCUAGUGAGUGUCAGUCAGCUUGUCUAAAAGUGAAAAACUAAAAGCCAUAAAACAAACAUUUUUCUGUUCUAAAAAAAGUCUUUUAAAAUUGUAGUUUCACUUGAAUUCUGAUAAAAAAUAAAGAAAUAAGCGCAGUCCAUGCUUGAAAUAUUAAAGAAAAAGAACUGAAAUAUUAUUAAACAAAAAGCAACAAAACGUCUGCAUUGAAGGCACGAGCAAAGCAACAUAAAACAGUAGCCCCUUAAGUGAUAUUCAAAAGUGUUUGGGAAAUUCGGUAUUUGAAAAACAAUUGGGUCAUUGUUCUUUAUGGAUUUGUUUUUAUUUUAUUUUUCUUUCUUUUAAAAUUUAACAAAACAAAAGAAAAACAAAAAUAAUAAUUUCAACAACGACGACGACUACUUCUUCUAUAUUAAACGAAAACAACUUUUGGCUGAAUAUAUUUUUGGUGUAUGAGUACGAAAAAUAAAAAUAAUAACAAAAACACACACGUAACUGAAAAAUAUAUAUUUAAUAUUAAAACCAAAACAUUACGUUUCCGCCGGAUAUACAAAUACUGUUUUUGGGGAAGAAGUAACAACACACACAUACGUUCCCAAGUAUUUACAACACACCAAGAGAUUUAAAUUUAAAAUUUCUUGUGUCGUCUUUUUUUCAAUACAACAAGUGCACAACACUGCCAAAAAUAAUAAAAAUAAACUACAAAUUAAAAAUUAAACAAAAAAAAAAAAAAAACUAAAAACUAUAUGAUUAUUAUGGUCUUGUAUGUGUGAAAUAAAAUUAAAAUUUAUUUCUCUUGUGUAAAAGUUCAACAUCAUCACUAUCAUCACAUUGUAAUCGCAAUCGAUCGUCUUCUAAAGGUUGUUGGCCAUUUAAGGAAGUGUUUUGAAGUACGAGUACAACAACGUAGCUAUUUGUUUACAUUGAACAUUCAAAUUUUACAAGUCCAAAAUCGAAGAAAAACUAUUUUGGAAGAAAAAAAUUUUGCUUGUUUUGGAAAUUUUACAUAUUUUACAACAUGUCUGUGGAUAAUCCCUACUAUUUUUACAAUGAUCCCAAAUCACCGCGAACCCCAGAUUCACAAAGUUCCAAUAAAGGUUUUUCCAUAUUCAAAAGACGUAAUUCCAAAGGUAGCAGUCCUCGUUUACCCAUGCCCGAACAAACACGUUUAAUAACAUCGGCCAAUUUGGAUACAGCAGCCUCUUUGACAUUAGGCAGCCCUAGAGCCAGUUUUGGUUUUACAUAUCAAUCUUUUGAACUGCAACCAUUGAUGUCGCAACAUCAACAGUCGGCGGCACAUUUACAAACACAAAUCACUGCUUCGUUACACCAAAGACGUCAACGUUCCUCCAAUUCACAUUCGGAAACAUUUCGCGAUCGUUUAGGUUCCUGUAAUGAAACAUCACAACACAGUUUCGAGCAUGAUGAUGUUUUCAACACAACAUCAUCGCCUAGCAAAACUCAUCAUAAUCAACAGCAUCAUACAUUACCCUCAACGGGCGUAAGACGUCAUUCUUUUGGCAAUUGGCGUCAGGCUAGUGAACGUCAUGGUUCUCAUAAGAAUAGUGCAGCUACUCUUACAGCCAAUGAUGAAGUGCCUCAAAUGAUGGCACCCAGACCACCAGUAUUAUCACCCAAUAAAUAUAGAGGUGCUCAUAGACGAAGAGACAACUGUGGCACCAUGAGCAACAGCAUGACCAGCUCUACAGGUUCUUACAACAUGGAUGAUAUUCUUAUAGUGACAGCCAAACACAGUGAAAGAGCAAUUCUAAGGGCAAAUUUUCUAAAAAAUCAUUUCGAUAAAAUAACCAAACAACGUGGACGCAAACCUUUCAACUUUUUGCACAUCAAAAUCGAAGACGGUCCCUUUAGUGAUGAGAUUGCUUAUAAAUAUCAAAACACUGCCUUGCAAAUUAUCAUUUUAUGUCCCGCUCUUUUGGCUUUAUCACACUCUCUACUGAUGUCUCAGCUAUUGAGUAUUGUGAGAGUUGAAAAGGUUUUGGGUAUUUUACUUGAUGUUACCGAGGAAAAGGUUAAAGAAAUUCAUAAAACUGCUCUUCCCAAUUACUUAAGAUGGCGCCGUUGUGUUAUACGCGAUAAUGAUCAAGCUCAGAUUAGUAAUAUUUUGGGUAUAGCAACAGAUAUAUUGGGUCGUGCCUUGUGUCAACGUCCCGUUUGUCAUGAUUCUGGUUCGGGUAUAUCACGUAGUUUCUCUUCAUGUUCGGAUGGUUUUACCAUUUUACCCAAGAAAGUUAAGAUUGGCCAGAAUAAAGUGGUGGCCAUGUUGAAUGAUCCCCUAGAAAAAGAUGAUGUUCUAAAGAUUGUUGUUGAAAAAUCGGGAGAAUUAAUAGAGAUUAGAAAUUUCAAGUGUCGCAAUCCCUAUACGGUGCAGUUUGCUAUACCAGAAUCCUGCAUGGAAAUUUCCACUAUGGUUGAAAUACGUUUGGAAAAGAAUCAGAAAUCCCUCGGAGCCCGACCCAUUAAAUGUGAAUCACGUUUACGCGAAUUGGAACAACUCUUACGAUCCGAAGAUUCUCCCAUCGAAUUUAUGUGUCAUGCUUUGGGUAUUGGACCUACCGAAAAGGAAGAUUUAGAUGUUCAUCUAUUGCAAUGUUUCCAAAAGAAUAUGCCACCCAAUUUCCAUCUACUCAAUGGACCCUAUGAACAGAAACAAAAUCAAUUCUUAAGCCUUAGAGAAUCCAGCCCCGAAGAAUAUCCCACCUUAUUGCAUUUCGCCGCCAGAUGGGGCCUUAAUCGUUUGUGCAUGCAAUUGAUGGAGUGUCCGGGUGGUGAUACUGCCUGUGGUAUUCGCAAUUGUGCUGGUAAGACACCCAGCGAAUUGGCCGAUAUGGAGGGUCAUCAUAAAUUGGCGCGCAACAUUAUGAGUUUUUCGGAAUUUCAUGAACUCACUACUAUGUAUCAUUAUUUCAAGGGCAUAAGUGGUGAAUCGAAAAUUAAUCAUAAUACCACAGUUAGUGGUAAAUCAGCUGCCAACAAGGUUGUCAUAGAAGCAGUCAAAUCUCACCCCACUUCACCCAAACAAAAACAACCCAAACCUCCUAAAUCUCCCAAAAAUCGUCAAAUGUUGGAAGGUCAAACACAGGCUGAAUAUAUGGAAAUGUCUAGUGGUUCGGAUCGUGAGAAUUCACCGGAAAAUAAAAACAAAGGCGAAACUUUGGCCGUUUCCAAUUUAAACUACAUAAGUGUCGAGACUGAAGAGGAGAAUUUGCAGGGUUCCUCGGCAGAUGUUUGCAAGAAUUUCGAUAGCAAUAAGGUCAUAACCACCGGCGAAAUAACCAGCAAUGAAUUGAGAAUUAGUGAACCACCCUACUAUGCCUCUAAGGAACAAAAUAAGGCCAGUAAAGAUGUCACCGAUGCACCCAUUUAUCAAACAGAUAAAUUCAGUCAAGAAUGCUCACAGGUAUUGGAGAAUUGCACCAGCACAGCAGCGAAUAAUGAUUAUGUUAUGCAGCCAUCCAAUGUACCGGUGCCGCCAGCACACUCUGAACUGCACAAGCAGCAAUCAGCACAACCUUUAUCACCCAUCAAUGCCGAUGAUGGCAACUAUUUGUUCCAACCCUCCAAUCGUCCUGUAGAAGAAGAACAUUUACAUCAAUCACGUCUGAGUCUAAAUCGCAUGGGCUCCUCCCAACGCUUGGCACAUCAGCCCACCUAUGGUACAUUGAAACGUUCAGCCUCAGAUGCUUCCAGCUCGGCGAGAUCCAAUGUUGAUGAUGAAUUGGCUGAGAUAAUGCAUGAUUUCAAAAAUAAUGUCUUAUCCAUACGAGAAGUAGAGGUUUUGGUAGAGAAAUGGAAACAUCGCAAUGAUGUACAACAAAGUUUCCGUGAGAAGCAAGAACAACUUGAUCAAAUGAGAAGAGAAUAUGAACGUAUACAGGAUCAGGUUAGAUCCCAUCUAAAGAGAGAUACACCUUUUGAUAAGUUCAAGAAAUUAUUCUCGCGACACAAGUCCACCUCAAAUUUACAUCAUGAAAAAUCAUGUGCGGAUAGUGUGCUAGAUGAAACCAAAUCAUCCAUUACCACAUCUUCAAGUUUCAAGUCAUCAGCUAGACCCAUCAGCUCAUUGAGUUUACAAUCAGUAUCUUCAUCAUCCUCCUCGGGACGUUUAAGCACGGGCAGUAAUUGUAGCGGCACUUCGUUGGGUGAUUCCGGCACUCAUUCAGAUCAUGAGGAAAGACGUUUCGGUUGUCGUUUAGGUUCUCCCGGUUCAUUGAUGGACAAUUAUUUAGUACCUCCACCACCCAGACCCAUCUUUACACCCAAUUCCACACCCGGCGAUGAACGACAUCAAAUCACUUUCCCCUCACCCAUGUCUUCGUGUACAAGACUCAAUACUCCCACUAGUCCCACCAGCUCGGAACACUAUCAAAUGUUCCCCUCUAACAUACCCGUAUAUAACAGUCAGAAUUUAUCCUCCUCCAAUAGUAAUAAUUAUUUGAACACCAUUAUGGAAGCUAAACAGGAACAAGAGCACAAUUAUCAAAAUGGUGUUACUUUGCAGACAAUUAAAUUGAAUGAAAGAUCCAAUAUCAUCUAUGGAAAGCUAACAAAAGCUACACCAAAUUGUUCAUCUUUUAAGCCCAAACAGACAUCCUUGGUUCAAGCACAAGCAGCUAGUGUGGAGACCCAAGCGGAAGUUUAUCAAAAUGUGGGCAAUAAUUUAGAGGCAACAGCUGUUAAAUUGGAAGAAGAGAAAAGAGAAGAACAGGAGUCGGCAGUAGGAGGUGAUGAUCAUAAUUAUAUGAAUUGUUAGAGAGGCAGAGAGAGAGGGAGCUAAUAUAAGUAUGUUUAUGUAUGUGGUAAAGAUCCACAUCAAGUGAGAGCCUAAUAGAGUAAGAGGCAGUUGUUAUAUAACAACUCUCUCACUCUCUCUCUUUUAUAAGAGUAUAAUUUUAUUUAAAAAAAUUAAUAAUUGUAAAGAAGUUGUUAAACUUAAAAUUACCUCUAAAAGAGUUUCUUUUUUUAAGUUUUACAAAAUCAGCAUA
This is a messenger RNA of Lucilia cuprina (Australian sheep blowfly), 5375 nucleotides long. RefSeq names its product phosphoinositide 3-kinase adapter protein 1 (gene stumps). The transcript has 10 exons. Lineage: Eukaryota; Metazoa; Arthropoda; Insecta; Diptera; Calliphoridae. The record is from RefSeq and is a predicted model, not a curated record. Gene Ontology annotation, molecular function: fibroblast growth factor receptor binding; transmembrane receptor protein tyrosine kinase adaptor activity. Bases 1388 to 5143 code for a protein of 1251 amino acids. Gene Ontology annotation, cellular component: cytosol.